Messenger RNA from Ilyonectria robusta, 1953 nucleotides. RefSeq names its product NPL4 family-domain-containing protein. The record is from RefSeq and is a predicted model, not a curated record. Gene Ontology annotation, cellular component: nucleus. Lineage: Eukaryota; Fungi; Ascomycota; Sordariomycetes; Hypocreales; Nectriaceae. Gene Ontology annotation, molecular function: ubiquitin binding; ubiquitin protein ligase binding. The transcript has 4 exons. Gene Ontology annotation, biological process: ubiquitin-dependent protein catabolic process. Bases 1 to 1953 code for a protein of 650 amino acids.
AUGUUGCUGCGUCUCCGAGGACCCGAUGGCAUGGCUCGCCUGACCAUCGAGCCAACAACUACUUUUGGAGAGCUGGGGAGGAUUCUUCUCGAGCAACUUCCCAAGACCGUCGAUCCCAAGACCAUCACUCUGUCCAACGCACCCAACGGGGGGGACUCGAAGCGACUGGGCGAUAUUGUCAACUUCAAGGUUGGCCAGAUCGGUCUCAAGCACGGUGACCUCAUCUUUCUCGGAUACCAGUACGCCGAUGCCACCAAUGGUGAGGCAGCCACCGGUGCCUCAGCCAGACUCAACGGCAAGCCCGUCUUGCCAACCGAAGACUUGCCUAUCAACCCGAAACCCGAGCGCAUCGCCCGCCCAUGGGAAGUGGUGCGCCAGUCCGCCUUGGACGACCGAUUAGACAGACUCGACGGCAAGAUCCCCCGAACCCGCGACCGCAUGUGCCGCCACGGCCCCAAGGGCAUGUGCGACUACUGCCAGCCCAUGGACCCUUUCGACCCAGCAUACCUCGCCGAGAAGAAGAUCAAGUACUUGUCCUUCCACUCCUACCUCCGAAAGACCAACGCCGCCACAAACAAGCCCGAGCUUGGAGCCUCGUACAUACCGCCUCUGGUGGAACCCUACCAUCGAGUUAAGCACGAGUGCCCGUCUGGGCAUCCUCCGUGGCCCGAGGGCAUCUGCACCAAGUGCCAGCCCAGCGCCAUCACCUUGCAACCACAGCAAUUCCGUAUGGUCGACCACGUCGAAUUCUCGUCACCGGCCAUCAUUGACACAUUUAUCGACACUUGGCGAAAGACGGGCUCCCAGCGUCUAGGGUACCUCUAUGGAAAGUAUACAGAAUACACCGAAGUCCCGCUUGGCGUCAAAGCUGUCGUGGAGGCCAUUUAUGAGCCCCCUCAAGUUGACGAGGUUGACGGCAUCACGACGAAUGCUUGGGAAUCCCAAAAGGAGAUCGACCACGUCGCAAAGUUGUGUGGACUGGAACCCGUCGGCGUCAUCUGGACCGAUCUGCUGGAUGCUGGAAACAGCGAUGGCUCCGUCGUGUGCAAGCGCCAUGCCGACUCCUACUUCCUUUCAUCCCUUGAGAUCUGUUACUCGUCGAGGCUCCAGGCGCAAUAUCCCAAGUCUUCCAAGUGGAGUGAUACCGGCAGCUUCGGCUCCAACUUCGUCACAUGCAUCAUUACCGGUAAUGAAGACGGCGAAAUUUCCAUCUCAUCAUACCAGAUGUCCAACGAAUCCGUCGAAAUGGUCCGAGCCGAUAUCGUCGAGCCAGCUGCCGAUCCCAACGUCAUGCUUGUUCGCGAAGAGGAGGAAGAUGACGGCUCCACCAGCCGAACACGAUAUAUCCCUGAAGUGUUUUACCGCAGGGUUAACGAGUACAAGGCCAAUGUUCAGGAGAACGCCAAACCGUCCUUCCCGGUCGAGUAUCUCUUCGUGACACUAACUCACGGCUUCCCCGCCGAGCCAAAGCCCAUGUUCACCCAGCAAGGAUUUCCCGUCGAGAAUCGCGAGUACAUCGGCGAGAGCCAAGAACACUCCUCCCUCGCCAAGUCUCUGAAACUAUCAUCUGGUCAAAAAGCCAACGGUGAUGGGCAAGAAAUGUCCAACUUCCACCUCCUGUGCUUCAUCCACCAGAUGGGAAUCCUCUCCAAGGACGAAGAAUCUCUACUCUGCCGCGUGGCAAGCCAGCAUGACCUCUCCGAUACGUUCCAACUCCGCUCUACCGAGGGUUGGCAAACCCUGCAGGCCAUUCUUCAAUCGACUGGUGAGCGAAUCCCCAAGCGUUCGCGAGAGAGCAACGAAGCUCUCGCGCCCUCCUCCUCCUCUUUGUCCUCCUCGUCUUUUCAACUGCCUGUUCGCGACUCGGGUGAGCCCCUUGCUAAGCGAUUUGCUGCUUUCAGGCUGAACGAGCGUCGAACCUUGUCGGACCGUCCGCCGCCCCCGUCAGAGUGA